GCACGGCCGCAGGCAGAGAUUCCCUGGAAAGACCCGAGUGUUCUGCGGCGUUGCAGCCGCCCGUGGCCAUCCCGGCGGCGGGGCCCGAGCCGAGCCGCUCCCUCCCUCUUACCCGCGGCGGCUCUCCCUCCUCCCUCGGCCGCCAUCACUUCCUGAGGGCGGGCGCGGGGCAGCCCUGAGGGCGGGACGGGGUGGGCGGUGGGAUGGCGGCUGUGGGACCGAAGGACGGGGAUGGCGGCUGUGGGACCGAAGGACGGGGAUGGCGGCUGUGGGACCGAAGGACGGCGGCGAAGAACAGCCUGGCGACGUUCCUGGAGAGCCCAGCGGAGGCCGGAGAGCCCGGGGCAGGCUGAGGGAGUGCCCUGAGCCCCCGCCAUCGAGGCACUGCCCUGGGCGAGGGCCAGCCCAGCGCUGCGUCUGAACUUAACAAAACUCCAAUACAAAUCCCACGUUAUCUGUUUAAAAGGCACAGAACGACAAGGCAUAGAGCUAGCGACAGUUUCUGUUAACCUGGGGAGGCGAGGGGGGAGAAGCAGUUUAUGAGGGAAAAUAUGUAUAAAAAUUACAUUUUUAUAGCUUUCUGCAGUGAUCAUUGUCAAUCUGAAAAAGGAGUUUGGAAGACCUAGGCAAGCAGCCUGCUGUUCAUUACCACAAACCAUUAAACUGAGGGUGAAGCAAUCUCAGCCCAUCCACUGAUAUCAGAUCACCACACCUUACAGAGCCUCAGAGGAUUUCAGCACAUUCUGAUGAUCCUUUGUGCCUUCCACACACGGCCCGGAGGUUUGGCCAUGCCAUGGUCCAAGGUCUAGUUUGAUGCAGCAUUGCUGUGUGACCCUGUGUGAGUUUCACUGAGGAAAAUCAGAAAGUACAUGAGUUAAAGCCAUGAAAUUAAGCUGAAGUCACAGAAUUGCUGUUCGUGGGACAACAAUAGUUAGCUGGUAAAAGAUUCAAGUGAAAAGAUAAAGAAGGAAAAAGAAAAAAAAGGCAGAAAACAUGAUGAUAACUCAGUAAUGCUGAGGAUGAGCUCAUACCAAUAAAUGUCAGAGACCAACUUUCCCCAGCGUACUGGAAACUUCCUGGCCAGCUAAAACUCAUCAGUUUUCUUAUCAGGAGUGGCCCCCCCCAUUGGUUCUCAGGCUCCAGUUUAAUGAAGACAGACCAGCUCUUAAACUCACCAGUUUCAGCAAGAUACAACCCAGCUUCUAGAGUUCCUCUGACCUUGCAAGUUGGAGUGAGAUUUUUUAACAUGUUGCCUGUUAAAGGAUAUUACUGAGUGGUGAAAAAUGUUGCUGGAUAUUUUUCAAGAAGUUUCUCUAAGCCUUUCCUGUUCUUCCUAAAUCCUAUUACAUUUGGGGCAGUCCCAGUCAGACAGCUGGGCAGUCAGACUUCUAUCUUUAAUAGAGACGUAAUAAUUUUUGCUUUAAAAGCUACAUGAGUCACGAAUCAUCCCUGUCAUGUGAAUCCACAUGCAUCACAGUUGGAAGAAAAAAGGUGCUCUAAAUGAAGUUUGCCACAGAUACCUGAAUCAUAACACUGUUUGGAACUGAAAGACAACAGGAUUUCACCUUCUGGAGCAGAGAUUUCAUGGAUUCAAAUUCCAACACCGUGGUGGUAACUGGUUUUGGUCCCUUCAGACAAUACCUGGUUAAUUCCAGCUGGGAGGCAGUGAAGGAGCUGUCCAAGAGAGGCCUUGGUGAAAACAUCGAUCUCCAGGUCAUGCAGCUGCCAGUGGUUUACCAAAAAGCAAAGGAGCAAGUCAUCAAGAUAUGGACGACUCUUCAGCCACUGCUUACUGUUCACGUUGGGCUGGCUUCAUCCACCACAGUCAUCAUCCUGGAGCAGUGUGGGAAGAACAAAGGCUACCAAGACAGGGAUGCUUGUGGUUUUCACCCAGAAGGUGCCUGCUGCGUGCUAGAUGGCCCAGAAAAGAUUGAAUCUACAAUUAAUAUGAAGACUCUCUGGAAAAACGUUUCAGUGGAAGGGAUUGAUAUCAUCUUCUCCAGAGAUGCAGGGAGGUACAUCUGUGAUUACACCUACUACACUUCUCUGUAUUAUGGCAAUGGAAGAGCAGCUUUCAUCCAUGUGCCUCCAUUAUCCAAUCACUUCCUUCAAAUCACAUGGAGCAGAGGUGCUGAACAGCACAGGGAAAAAUAACUACGGGACAGAGGCAAGAGAAGAUAAUGGGACCUAAACUACACAAGCAAAAAGCACUACAAACUUUUUAAAAUCUCCAGUCAAAACUAGCAAUCAGUAUAUUUUAAUCCGUUGUUCUUACUCAAAAGAUUUGAACGUUUCCAUCCCAGAACCACCUCUUCCUGCCAUCGUUUGGUUGGAUCAGUGCUAAACAAAGGCCCAGACGCUGGAACUAAGGUAAGAUGAGCAACUGGUGCAACUCCUUGGUUGUCGACUUCCUGACGGCCCCUCCUUCCCCUCUCACCAAGGCUUCUGCAACUGAGCAAACAAGCUCACUCGUUUUCUUUUGUUCUGAGGUUUGGUCUAUGAUUUAAGCCACAAGCUUGGACUUGUACAGGUUUCCAUAGCUGCCAACACUUCACCGUUUGCCAGCCAAGCCGCUGGCCCCAGCUCUGUGCUUUCCACCCAGCUCCACAGAAAUGGGGUGGUGGCUUCGUUUGGUUGGUGCUUGUUUUCCUCACCAGGGGUGUGAAGUGCAGCCCAGGUGCCCUCCCAGGAGGGUUCCCCUCCAUGAGAGCUUUCCCAUCAGGAAGGAGAAGAGCUGGGGUUGGUUGGAGCCAGGUGUUCAGUGGCCACCCUAGGAAUGCCUGGCAUCAUCGCCAGCUGCACCUGGCACAGCUCUUGUUCACAGGGUGGGAGGGCUAAAUAGUCCUUUUACAGAUCAGUGACCCAAAAGCCUGGUUGUCUGCUGUUGUACCCAACAAAUAAUUUAAAAAGAAUACAUGUGUGUGUGUGUCU
Pipra filicauda (Wire-tailed manakin) is the source of this 2931-nucleotide messenger RNA. It is a transcript of the gene PGPEP1L, whose product is annotated as pyroglutamyl-peptidase I like. Gene Ontology annotation, molecular function: pyroglutamyl-peptidase activity. The coding region runs from base 1585 to 2154 and encodes 189 amino acids. Gene Ontology annotation, cellular component: cytosol. Gene Ontology annotation, biological process: proteolysis. The record is from RefSeq and is a predicted model, not a curated record. NCBI's taxonomy places the organism in Eukaryota, Metazoa, Chordata, Aves, Passeriformes, Pipridae. The transcript has 10 exons.